AUGGAUACACCUCAGCCUCUCCAAGCAAAUGGCCACAAACGGCCUCAUUCCGCCGGCCACGGAAAGACGUACAAGAAGCGACGUCACGAAUACCAACAGAUGCGCGUCAACUUGGAGAAGACCGUGGAUGGACGAUACCGGAAUGACCGCAGUGACUACGAUCGCGUGGGCGCUCUGCUACUCUGCUGGCAAGACGAUGAUCUGGAGGCUUGGACUCGGGAGGUGGUUCGUCUUGGUAGCAUUUUCAAAGAGCAAUACAGCUAUGACGUCCAUCAAUUUCGCAUCCCUUCAGACAGAGCAGUCACGGCCACUCACAAGCGCGUCGCUGAUUUUGCGCACCAAUAUGACGGCCCGAACAACCUCAUGAUUCUGUAUUACGGUGGUCAUGGAUUCAAGGAAGACAAUCGUCUCAAGUUGUACGCCAAAAUGGAAGGGAAUGGUGACGGUGAUCCCUCAACAUUUUUCGACGGCGUUGUCUGGUCCCUUCAGCAUUGCAACACAGACGUCUUGGUUGUCACCGACUGCUGCCAUGCUGCUCUUGCCUUUUCUCGCGUGGAGGUUGGAAAACGCAAAUUCGAGCUGUUGACGGCUACUGGGCCCACACAGUUCGCUUACACGCCAACGAGUCCCAUGUCGUUCUCUGCCAAGCUAUGCGACACUCUAGAAGAUCUUGCGGCAAAAAGAACGAGUUUUACUACCUCAAAGUUGUAUCGAGAGCUCUAUUUCAAGACAAACGAAGAAGUCAAACCAUUCCUCUUCGAUCAGAGCCAGAAUGACUGGGGAAGAGUAUCUUUGAGACCCACGAAAUUUCAGGGAGAGCCGAUUGAGCCCGAUGAUCCGUCAGUCUCAGGCCCCGAGAAUGCAGAGCUGUGCUUGCAUAUGGAGCUGCGGCUGAGUUCACAGCCGAAACUCAAUAUGAAUAUGUUGAUGAUGAACGAUUUGGCACGAGCAAUGCAAUAUCUUCCCCACGUGAACGAGAUCAAAUUCAAGCACAUGCAUGCCCCAGCUGAGGACUUGAAGCAAUUCAUGCGGGGCGUGAACCAGGCGAUGAGAAUCCGACCCUUGUUGAGGCGACUACGAAAGCGCAUCGAAGCCAGGAAGGAAAGGGAGAGGCAGCAACAGGAAAGCCUGCAGGUUGAUGAGCCUCCACAUGAUCAGCUGCCGACGGAUUUGCAUCCAAAAACUUCGUUGCUGUACAGUUGGAACGAAUCACAGUUGGAUAUGGAAAGCGCCGGUACUCCACAAACCGAAAGAGACCUCCCCAUGGAGCCAGCAUGA
Molecule: messenger RNA, 1278 nt
Organism: Lecanosticta acicola
Lineage: Eukaryota; Fungi; Ascomycota; Dothideomycetes; Mycosphaerellales; Mycosphaerellaceae
Source: the annotation of a GenBank genome assembly